AUGUCCGAUGCUUUUAAAACUGAUGAUCCUGGUGAAAAUAUCAAUCGGAAGAAAUAUGUGCCGUCAGCGUGUCAUACGUGUCGAAAAGAUCAUCGAAAAUGUACUGGUAAACCAAAAUGUAAAAGAUGUAUUUAUAAAGGCGUCUUGUGUACCUUUGGUAUGUUCAAAAAAAAGCGUGGACCAAAGUCCAAAAGCAACAAUAACGAUAAGCCAGGAGAUCCAAAUAUUGUUGAUAACGAUCCUAUAAAUCAGGUUAUACAGAUGCUCAUUCAAGAAUUAAACAGCACAAAAAAUUUUAUGGUUGAUGAUGACUUAUAUUAUUUGAAAAGCCCACCACAAAUUAUAAGCAACAUGUAUGUUGGGAAUGUGUUGCCUUUAUAUCCCUUGAAUACGGUUUAUAAUAUGCCCACUGGAUGUCGCGAAAUUGAUUACCUAAGCUUGCAAUAUAAACUAUCUAUUAAAGAAGUGGUUGAUAACUCUUUAGAUAAGAUUAUUACUAAGUUCAAUCCAAAUACUGUUCAUAACGAUCAACAACUGAUAAAGAUGUUAAUUCAGGAAUUAAACAGCACAAAAGAAAGCUUAACUAUUGCAUUGAAAAAUCUUAUGGUUGAUGAUGGCUUAUAUUCUUUGGAAAGCCCUCCACAAAUUAUAAGCAACAUGUAUGAUGGGGAUGUAUUGCCCUUAUAUCCCUUGAAUACGGUUUAUAAUAUGCCCACUGGAUGUCGCGAAAUUGAUGACUUAAGCUUGCAAUAUAAACUAUAUAUUAAAGAAGUGGUUGAUAACUCUUUAGAUAAGAUUAUUAUUAAGUUCACAUAUCUAUUGCGGGUGGAAUAA
Molecule: messenger RNA, 834 nt
Organism: Scutellospora calospora
Lineage: Eukaryota; Fungi; Glomeromycota; Glomeromycetes; Diversisporales; Gigasporaceae
Source: the annotation of a GenBank genome assembly